This is a messenger RNA of Babjeviella inositovora NRRL Y-12698, 2200 nucleotides long. RefSeq names its product ferric reductase family protein. Gene Ontology annotation, cellular component: plasma membrane. The transcript has a single exon. Gene Ontology annotation, molecular function: ferric-chelate reductase activity. Bases 326 to 2056 code for a protein of 576 amino acids. Lineage: Eukaryota; Fungi; Ascomycota; Pichiomycetes; Serinales. Gene Ontology annotation, biological process: intracellular iron ion homeostasis; iron ion transport; copper ion import. The record is from RefSeq and is a predicted model, not a curated record.
UCCGAGAUCUGAACUAACAUAAACUAGGGCCUGGAUGGCGGGUUACUGGGGAGUCAUUGUAUUGAUAGGUGCGAUGAACAACAUAGGCAUCUGGUGCUUACCAUAUAUGCGAAUGACUAUGAACGGGCUAUACCCCCGUUGGGUCCGCCGUAACAUAAUAUCUCCGAAAAUACUCGGUAGAAACGUGAAUCGACCACGCAGCACCCCAUUGGGGCGGUUAUUAUCGUUUCUUGUAACCAUUUUUCCUACCCGGAUCCAAUCGCUUGCCAUAGCGGGGUAUUUUGUGCUCUUGACCAUUCUUUUAUCGGUGGAUUACAAAUUAGUGAUGCCCAAUACUGUUUUUGGUCUUGAGUGUAUUGAGAGUAACAUCUAUAUUGGCGAUCGUGCUGGUAUCAUUGCCAUUACCCAACUCCCUCUAAUCUUUGCAUUCACGGCUCGCAACAACCUUUUCUCGGUAAUUACCGGUUGGCCCUAUCGUACCUUCAAUAUAUUCCAUCGUUGGAUCUCGCGAUUCGUGGUGGUGCUAAUUUUCCUCCACGCAAUUUUCUACUACGAUUCCGCGAGGAGAAACGGCGAUUAUAUCCAGCGCUGGGGAUUAACGAAAUGGCGCUUUGCUCACGUUGGCAUCCUUAGUGGGUUCAUCCUUGGUAUCACCUCGGUAUACCCGUUCCGCAACAAAUUCUAUGAAGCUUUCAAGAGCUGCCACCAGGUGUUCUCCAUCUUGUUUAUUGUCGGAACCUGGUACCAUUGCGUCACGUUGGGAUGGAUGGAGUUUUUAUAUGUGACAAUUGGCUUAUGGGGACUAGACCAUAUGAUUCGCUUCUUCAAAAUCAUGGUUUCCGGGGGUGUUGUUGCCGCCAACUGCGAGUUAAUCAUCAGCAAAAGAGAUAGUUUUGGGAGCCUUUCGUCCGAGAUAGCGGUGGGCCACACGAUCAAAGUCACCAUCAACCACUCUGGUUAUUGGAGACAUUAUCCCGGGUGUUAUGUGUUUGUUUAUUUCUUGAAGCCAAAUAUGUUUUGGCAAUCCCACCCAUUCACUACCAUCGAGCCAUCCGUGGUGCAAGCAGCCAAUCAGUUGGUACUCUUGAUCAGGGUUAAGGAGGGGGUGACUUCACAGCUCUCAGAGUUCCUUUUGUCUCAGCCAGAGUACAAAGCCAAGAUUAGUGUGCUUGUAGAAGGACCUUAUGGCUCUCCUAUCGGCUUCCGGGGCUAUCAAAACGCGAUUUUUGUGGCUGGUGGGAUUGGCAUAACCGUAGUAUACACCCUCGCCUUGGACCUAGCAAGGCAGCAUAAAGCCGAAAUUCUUCGGGGGGACGCAAAAGCUUCCGACAGAUCUGUCACCUUAUACUGGAUAACUCCAUCCAUUGAAUCCAUUGAAUCUUCCGUUGAUGAAAUAGCAGCAAUGUCGGAGAUUGGGUGUCUCAACUUGAAGAUCUUUAUCACACGCCAGCACGGCUUUUCACUUCCUCAUAACCGGGGUAUUCCCUCUUUUAUCGAUUUAUUAAGUACCAAACCGGAGAAGAACCGUCUCGGUGGGAUCCAAAGUGCCACCCUGGAGAUGUGCAUCCCGUCUUUCGUCCAGGAAUCUGGAUCGAAAGAUUCUAUAGUGCUCGAUGAGCUUUCUCCUCUGAUUUAUGCUAAUAUGUUGUACGGAGAGAUUGGCAGCUUCAAUGAUACCCCUCCCUUUACUCAACACAGAGAAGAGCAGGUGAAAGCCGCCACUCCGAGUGGCAAGGGGUCUUCCCGUGUAUCACACACACAAGAAUUCAGUUGGGCUGGAACCCCUCCAUUAACUCUGUUGAAACCCAGUGACAAGUUACAGUUGUACCACGAUAUAUUGCUUGAGAACCUACCUCGGGUAGAGAUCAAAUGGGGCGUAAAGCCGUCUAUGAAGACCGAGAUUGUCGAAAACGUGGGGAAACUUAGUGGAACAACAGCUGUGGUUGCCUGUGGGCCAGAUAGGUUGAACUGUGAUACCAGGGAUGGAACCAUAAAGGCCAUGCGAGAUUCGGGAAAUGAAAGGAUAGACUACUUUGAGGAGAAGUUGCUAUGGUGAAGCGAUUUUUAGAAGCGUGAAUCAAAUAUGCAUGCUUAUCUGGGUACAGUACCUGGUCAUAUUCACGGCGCAAGCGACUGUGGCUCGGAACUAAUUGGGUUUCAAUGUGAAGUAAGCCUCAACUCAUAAAAGUUUGUAUUUCCA